Molecule: messenger RNA, 2616 nt
Organism: Scheffersomyces stipitis CBS 6054
Lineage: Eukaryota; Fungi; Ascomycota; Pichiomycetes; Serinales; Debaryomycetaceae
Gene: MET13
Product: methylenetetrahydrofolate reductase (NAD(P)H)
Exons: 1
Coding region: 329-2170 (613 amino acids)
Biological process (GO): tetrahydrofolate interconversion
Cellular component (GO): cytosol
Molecular function (GO): methylenetetrahydrofolate reductase [NAD(P)H] activity; FAD binding
Source: RefSeq, a predicted model, not a curated record
AAUUGGCGUUGUUUGCGGUGAAAUACUAAACCUUAAACGCUGCUGAGUUUCUUGUGGAAUAGUAAGUUCUUGAGUUGAGUCUUCCUACCUGUAAGCGCUUAUUGAGUCACCGUGAAUUACGCAUAGAUUGAAUUUUUCAACAUUCAUUAACCUUAAAAUCGUUAGACUGUUUUUUCUGCUUUCGAAACAAAACGUAUCUGAAGUUAUCAGUUCUGUCUGAUUUGUCAUUCUACAUCUCCAUCUCAGAUCUGUGUUGAUAUUCUGGAUUAAGCAAAAUUCAUUUUUUUGACAUAUUCAUUGUUUAUAACGUAUUCAUUCAUCAAUUGAAAUGAAAAUCUCAGACAAAUUAUCCCAAGCCCAUUCGUCGGCCAACCCACCUCCGGCCACAUUCUCGUUCGAGUUCUUUGUGCCCAAAACGUCGCAAGGUGUCCAGAACCUCUACGACAGAAUGGACAGAAUGUAUGACUUGAAUCCUAUCUUCAUUGAUAUCACGUGGAACGCUGGAGGCAGAUCCUCUUCUUUGACUAACGAGAUGGUCUAUACUGCCCAGUCAACUUUGGGUUUGGAGACGUGUAUGCAUUUGACAUGUACCAACAUGAAGGUUGAGCUCAUUGACGAAGCCUUACAUAAGGCGUUUGAGUCGGGCUGCCAGAAUAUCUUAGCCUUGAGAGGUGAUCCUCCAUUGGAUGGUUCUGAGUCGACUGGUGAUUUCAAGUACGCCAAGGACUUGAUUGAAUAUAUCCGUCGCAAGUAUGGCGAUCACUUCAACAUCGGUGUAGCUGCUUAUCCGGAAGGACAUCCUGAGGAAGAUUCAGAGGCCAAAACCUUGGAGUACUUGAAGGAGAAGUGUGAUGUCGGUGCUGACUUCAUCAUCACCCAGAUGUUCUAUGAUGUGGACAACUUCAUUCUGUGGUGCUCUAAGAUCCGUAAGAUUGGCGUAAACAUCCCGAUCAUUCCAGGGAUUAUGCCGAUUUCGACCUACGCCGCCUUCGUCAGAAGAGCCAAAUGGUCUCAGAUCGCCAUUCCUCCACAUUUCUUGGAGGUCUUGGAACCAAUCAAGGAUGAUGAUUACUUGGUAAGAGAGAAGGGAACUGAGUUGGUUUCUCAGAUGUGCACCAAGUUGUUGCAAUCGGGUUUUGUCAACCACUUGCACUUCUACACAAUGAACUUAGAAAGAGCCACAAUCAUGAUUUUGGAGACUUUGAACAUUAUUGAACCCGUCAAAGCCCACGAAAAUACUGGUGGAGAUGAGUUACCAUGGAGAAAGUCGUUACAUCCUCAGAGAUCGAAAGAAACUAUCCGUCCUAUCUUCUGGCAAAACAGGAAAUAUUCUUAUAUUACCAGAACAGCUACUUGGGAUGAGUUUCCAAAUGGUAGAUGGGGUGAUUCUAGAUCUCCAGCUUUUGGUGAUAUCGAUUUGUGUGCUUCUGAGUUGUUGCGUCAAUCGCCCAAAAAGGCUUAUGAUUUGUGGGGAACUCCUCAGACUUUGAAGGAUUUCUCGGACAUCAUCGUUUCCUAUUUGCAAGGUGAAUUGAAGUCUUUGCCUUGGUCUGAUGGUCCAAUUGGCGAGGAUACUUCGGUUAUGGUUGAAAACUUGAUCAAUUUGAACCACAAGGGUUUCUUAACAAUGAACUCUCAGCCUGCUUUGAACGCUGUUAAGUCUAGCGAAAAAGUCUAUGGUUGGGGUCCAAAGAAUGGCUAUGUUUACCAGAAGCAGUACUUGGAAUUCUUCUGUCCCAAGGAUUUGCUUCCUAAGUUGUUGCACACUAUUGACUCUUACAACAAGUCUGAAGGGGAUGCUUCGUCUAGUAUCAUUAGUUAUUAUGCUGUUGACAAGAAUGGUAAUUUGUCUACUAAUUGUAAGGAUGACGAUAUCAACGCUGUCACCUGGGGUGUUUUCCCCGGUGAAGAGAUUUUGCAACCUACAAUUGUAGAAAAGACUUCCUUUUUAGCUUGGAAGGACGAAGUCUACAGAUUAUUCACUGAAUGGACGAACAUCUUGCAAAGUAACUUGGUUGACGCUGACAAGGACAAAAUCAGCGGUUUUGUCGAUUUGAUCACCAACUUCAGCAAUAACUUUGUCUUGUGUAACUUAGUCAACAACGACUUCAUCGACAAGAACGAAACUCUUUUCAAUUUGAUUGAAACGGUUGCCAGUGAAGGAAACUAAACUUUCCUUUAUUGUAAAUCGGAGAAGUCUCUCUCAGUUUUUGCUUGUUUUUUUUGUUUUGUUUAAUUCACUACGCAGGGUCUUAUUAAAGGAGUACUCAACAUACUCACUCUAAGGUUAACUUCAACAUUUAAUCUUACACCUCAUUAAGAACGAAUCCAGCUUAAUGCGUAUCCCUAUUUUAUGAUAGUUACGGUUAUGGUUAUGGCUACGGUAAUAUUGCAUCCAAUGAUCAGGGUUGAACAUGAGAUUGAUCUCUCUUGCCCCUUUCAUUGUCUUUUAAUUCAUUUCAACAAUAGUUUUUAAUAAUGAAGCCUUCAAGGUUUCAGUCUGUUUUUUUUUGCACUUGCUUUUUUGUCAUCUUCUAUUGGUUAUAUAAAAAGAAUCCUCCUGUGUAUAGUGGCAUCCUCAACGGUAUGGUAAUAAAUAUCUACUCUUGUAUUUCA